Pantherophis guttatus is the source of this 2660-nucleotide messenger RNA. RefSeq lists its product as uncharacterized. Gene Ontology annotation, biological process: regulation of transcription by RNA polymerase II. Lineage: Eukaryota; Metazoa; Chordata; Lepidosauria; Squamata; Colubridae. The record is from RefSeq and is a predicted model, not a curated record. Gene Ontology annotation, molecular function: RNA polymerase II cis-regulatory region sequence-specific DNA binding; DNA-binding transcription factor activity.
CGUGGGGAGGGUGGAAGCGACGGAGGCGGCUGCUUGCGGGAAGCGGCGGUGGUGGUGGGAGAAACAGGUGUCCCCAUGGACGGGGCGGACCAAGAGCCAGUGGCGGGGCGGACCCGCCAAAGUUCCCCUCCGGGGGAGAAGCCGUUUCCUUUCCCGGCCUGGGAGGAGAGCUCGGGGGACGAGAAUGGUCUGGUCAUUCACAGCCAGGUGGAGGAAGAGGAGCAUAAAUGUGCCAUGUGCGGUGAGAGCUUCAGCCAGCCACUGGGCCUGCUGCGCCACCAGAAGCAGCAGCACGCCGGCGAACGGGCCUUCGUGUGUCCUGAGUGCGGCCGGGGCUUCAGCCUCAAACACAACCUCAUCAUCCACCAGCGCAUCCACACUGGCGAGAAGCCCUUUGGCUGCAGUGUCUGCGGGAAACGCUUCAGCCUCAAGCAGAACCUGCUCACCCAUCAACGGGUGCAUGGCAGCCCAGCCCGCCGCCCUUUUGCCUGCCCAGCCUGUGGGAAGAACUUCCGGGAAGAACGGCUGCUCGCCGCUCACCAAAAAAGAGACUGCGAGCAGCAGGAGGAGCAGGAGCAGGACAGCCCGGGAGGCCAAGCAGUGCAUGUCGAUGAGGAGGGCGAGGAAGAUUUCACACGGCGCCGGCUGAGGAUCAAACAUCAAGAGAAGCCCCCCCAAACCCGAAGCGCCUUUGCCCGUCGGGGUUCCAGGGAACCCUUGGGAGGCCGAAGUGGCCUUGCUGGCUCCCCGAGGACCCGGCAAACCAAGGAGGAGACCCCCAAAGGCCCAAAACCAAGGCUCCGCAGGGGGGACACCCCCUUCCAGUGCCUGACGUGCGGGAAGAACUUUUCGCAGAAAGGCAACCUGGCGGCCCAUCGCCGGAGUCACCGGGAACGGGAGACCCUCAGCUGAGGACAGGCCGAGAGAGUGUCCUGCAGGGGCUGAGCGUUCGGAGCGGUGGUGGACAGCGGGCCUGAGAAGGGACAAUGUGCAGGUGGCCAAGGAGAAAUUACAGCCUCCUCCCCAUCCCGGAUCUGGUCGCUCGAGGGACAUACUGGAAAAGACCUUUUUACGUUCUCCAACAAGUCCCUUUCCACAUAUCGGGACCUCGAACUGACAAAAAACUACAAGACACAGGGUGCUUUCCAUAUUUCUGCAUUUUUGUACCUCUUUUUUCUUUUUCUUUCUUUUUUUUUUUUUUUUUGAGCCAUUAAUCUCCCGCUGGGUCCUGGAUCAAGUCCCGCAUCCCCCCAUCUCCACAUUUUGCAUUCCAUUUUUGUCUCUUUCUGACAGAAAACCGAAAUCCAAAUCUCCCAAAUCUGCAGAAUGCCAACCGUAGCAGAAUCGCGCCACCAGCCUGGUGAGAGAGAGCAGGGUUAGAGCUGUGCCAAAGAGUCCGGGACCUGGGGAAAGGAGGCUCGGGAUAGCCGUUGGAUCAGCCGGCUCUGAGUUUGCAACGGCAAGCCUCCUUGGAAGUCGUUUCCUGUGGAAGUCGUUCCCUGAGGAAGCCCUUCGACUUGGGACUUGGGCCGAAGCUCCCCACUUCCAUCCGCUGGAAACUCUCCCAGGAAUCUGACGCCUCGGCCCAAGCCCCAAGUUGAAGGGCUUCCUCUGCAGCCUCCGUGGCUCGUCCCCUCUCAUCAGAAAAAGCAGGCAAGGGAUCGGCAGUUCCUCGAGCAUCUGGGGCCCUGGCAUUUGAACCCGUGGCAUGUGCCGUGAACAAAGGGAAUCGCACAUUUCGUUCCCUGCAGAUUUGAACCUGUGGCGUGUGGCAUGAUGUGCCGGGGACCGUAGAAAUACUUCAGUUGACAACUACGUUGUGGAACUAGCUGGAACAUGCUGGCAUUUUUGGGUCGCUCGAACAUGUGAGAAUCCACCAAGGAAAGAGGAACCCACUGGAGAUCCGUGCCCGACGGAAAAGUCCCUGAGCGCUCCGUACUCGCACCGGCAGUGCAGUACCGUCACUGACGUGGAUCUGGCAAAGAGAGGUCUCUUGGAAGAUCAGCGUCCAUGGAGAAGCGGGGAGGGAAACUCCCAACUUGGAGGAGCUGUGUUCCCAAAGACCCCCCUCCCCUUCCCCUGCGAGUUCUGUCCGCGGAGAAGACCCCUCCCUGCACUGCCUCCCUUCGCUGUCCAGCCAGGCCUCGGCUCUCUCGCUGUUGUGCCUUGGGGCUCCCCGCUGCUCGGCGGGUUUUGCUGUUCCUGUUGAUUGUUACCACGUUUGGCCUGUUUCAGAGGCUUUCAAGCACUCCUGGUUGAGCUGGACCUGUUGAACUACGGCGGAGUCACCGCAUCUUGGAUUUCUGACCCAGGGGACCACUAACACACACACACACACACUGCACACCGGUCCCUGCUGCUUUUGCGGUCCAAGCAUGGGCGAAGCGGACAUGCCAAGGAGGUGUCGCAUCCUGGCAUGCAAAGGGAGAGCUGUUGUUGUUGAGCACUGGGUCACCCCAGUGGGAAGAAGGUGGCUGCCUUGCCAAGGGGUCUGUCUGGGGUGCGCGGCUGCGAUAUCCGAAGGUCUCCUAGCAGAGAGGUGAGAGAAGGGGCUCUGGGAGUGGGGUGGGCAGGACAAGGGCUGUGCUGGACUGUGUUCUUUCUCCUUCACUCUCUCUUUUUUCUCUUCCUUCUCUUUCUCUUUUCCUUCCUUUAUUCCC